AUGGUCUGUACAGAGGCGUGGUUGGAGCUUGCUGGAAGUUCUCGGUGUCACUCGGUAGAGGCUUGGCUCGUCGGGAGUUUGAUCGGGAUUUUAGGGAGAAUUGGCCCAAAAUUUUCUGAGCUCAAGAGGGAGGCGUGGCUGGAGCUUGCUGGAAUUUCUCGGCGUCGCUCGGUAGAGGCUUGGCUCGCCGGGAGUUUGAUCGAGAUUUUAGGGAGAAUUGGCCCGAAAUUUUUUGAGCUUAGGAGGGGUUUUUACUUCACCGCCGCACCACCGGCCACUCCACACACAGCACCGCCGCACUCAUCGAAUCGAACGCCGCCGUCGUUCGCCGACGGCCGAGAACGCCGGUUUCGACUCCGCCAUUUUUUCUUCCACCGACUCCCGCCUCUCAAAUCCGACGAGAAGGUCGUCUCCUCCGGCGAGACACACAGCGACGACUGUACCUGGAGGUCGGAGAUCUUCUACCACACGACACAUCGCACCGGCGCCGCGAACGGUAGUCGGUCCACUUGCACCUGUCGCCGCCGAUCUCAGCCACCUAGUUGCGCCGCUCAGCCGCCCGGUCGCACCGUGGUUGCCGCCUCGCAACGCCGCCAUCGGCACAACACUGGUCUCGUCCAAACGAUCGAGGACGCUGAGCUCGUCGUGCCGCUGGUCUUGUCAGGCACACGGCGGCCGCCGGUCUAG
Striga asiatica is the source of this 687-nucleotide messenger RNA. NCBI's taxonomy places the organism in Eukaryota, Viridiplantae, Streptophyta, Magnoliopsida, Lamiales, Orobanchaceae. The record is from the annotation of a GenBank genome assembly.